UAUCGCCCCAGUGUUAUGUUUGUUAUCAAGGAGCUGAAUAUCCCCACCUGUAGUUGCAAAAAUGGAGUGGGCUCUCACUUCAAUCAAUCCACUCGCCAUUUCCAUAUUCGCCGGUCUUCUUCUUCUGGUACUGUUCUUGAGGCCCAAGAACUCCGGCAAGAAGCCUCCAGGCCCGAAAGGAGUGCCCAUUUUCGGCAACCUGCUUCAGCUGGGGGAUCUGCCCCAUGAGACUAUGCACAAGUGGAAACAAACCUAUGGCCCCGUCAUCUGGCUCAAGCUCGGCUCAGUCUACACAAUGGUGGUUCAGGACGCUGCCUCCGCUUCUGAGCUCUUCAAGAAGCACGACCUUCCGUUCGCUGACCGGAAGGUGCCUGACGUGCUGACAGCCUAUGAUUUCAACCAGGGAACUCUGGGAAUGAACCAGUUUGGCGGACACUGGCGGGUGCUCAGGCGGCUUUGCUCUAUGGAGUUCUUGGUGAACAAGCGCAUGAACGAGACGACGGAGCUCCGGCAUCGGAUCAGGGAGAAUAUGGAGAGGUGGAUCCUGGAAGAGUCGGCUGCGGCGCGGGCUCAGGGCGGCACCGGCGCCAUCCAGCUCAGCAGGUUUCUCUUCCUUUUGGCUUUUAACCUGGUGGGGAACCUGAUGCUCUCCAGGGAUUUGCUUGACGCAAAGGACCCUGAGUCACGGGAAUUCUUUGACUGCAUGAAUAAGGUUCUGGAGCUAGCAGGGACGCCUAACAUCGCUGACUACUUGCCCUACUUGAAAUGGAUGGACCCGGCGGGCAUGAAGCGGAAUAUGACCAAGAAUUUGGGCCGCACCAUGAAAAUCUCUUCCAAGUUCAUCCAGGAAAGGCUCAACAACAGAAAGGCAGGUAAGUUCCAGGAGAAGAAAGACUUUCUUGAUGUGUUGUUGGAGUACGAGGGCGAUGGAAAAGAUGGACCUGACAGGAUCACUGAGAAGAAUAUCAACAUUAUUAUCACCGAAAUGUUCUUCGCUGGAUCUGAGACCACAAGUAUCAGCAUAGAAUGGGGAUUUGCGGAGCUCCUGCGCAGCCCUCACACCUUCAAGAAGCUAAGAGAAGAACUCGACAGGGUGGUGGGAGUGAACCGGCGGGUCGAAGAGAAGGACGUCGAAAACAUGCCAUAUCUCCAAGCUGUAGUAAAAGAAACACUACGACUGCACCCCGCUUUGCCAUUGCUGCUGCCGAGGAACACCAUGGAGAACACCAAUUACCUGGGAUACGAUAUCCCGAAGGGAACCCAGGUUUUCGUGAACGCCUGGGGAAUCGGGCGUGACCCCAAGUGCUGGGAGGACCCCCUAGCCUUCAAGCCUGAAAGGUUCCUGCAAUCCAAUGUUGAGUACAAGGGGCAGCAUUUCGAGCUGAUUCCAUUCGGGUCAGGCCGCAGGAUUUGCGUCGGGUUCCCGUUGGCUCAUCGCGUGGUUCACCUGACCCUGGCUACUUUAGUCCAGUCUUUCGACUGGGAUCUCGGGCCGGGAGUGAAGCCCGAAGACAUUGAUAGAGAGGAGAGGCUGGGAUUGACACUGAGGAAGAAGAAUCCACUCUUCAUUAUCCCCAAGAAACGCUUAAACAUUUGAGAGGGAAACAAUCAAAACGAUUUGUGGAGUUCAUCAGAUUAACGAAUUUCUGUUUAUUAAACGUAUGUAUGUGUUGUCUACUUUCCUACGUCAACUCUGUUUUUCUUUUUCCAUACAUGUACGACUUCAUACUCAAUAAAACUUCCUGUUUUUAGUGUUUCAUAGUA
Molecule: messenger RNA, 1764 nt
Organism: Sesamum indicum (sesame)
Lineage: Eukaryota; Viridiplantae; Streptophyta; Magnoliopsida; Lamiales; Pedaliaceae
Product: iridoid oxidase
Molecular function (GO): monooxygenase activity; oxidoreductase activity, acting on paired donors, with incorporation or reduction of molecular oxygen; iron ion binding
Source: RefSeq, a predicted model, not a curated record